CAAAAAAAAAAAAAAAAUCCUAUCCAGAAAGAGCUCUCCUCUCGCCAUCAGCCGUAUUCUCCGAUCCGUCGACCUUAAACUCCGGCGUGUGAAGCCGUUUUCUCCUCUCGUCAGCUGUAUUCUUAAAUCCUAAUCCUCUGAUCGAUCAUGGAUCGCAUUCCAUCGAUUUCUUCUGGUACUCUCUGAACUUGAUCUCGAGCCUUAUUUAGUUCCGGAUUCCGUAAUCUGAUUUGUGCAUGUAGAUUGCUAGAAAUGCAGUGCGCGAAUCAGAGGCAAGAUUUGGCUUCCGUUCUUCUCAUUUUCAUAGAUUGAUUUCCUAAAAUGAUCUAUGCAAUUCAUCCCGAUGUCAACAACAGCCAGCCAUCUCGGAUUUCGUUAAAUCUUUGCUCUCACUAGUAAUAGAUAAGUUCAACCGUUUGUGUGCAUGGAAAUUGGAAGCCUCUGCUGUUCUUCUUUCCAAAUGAUAGAAUUGAACCCUAUUUCCGGUAGGGUUUCAGAAGCAACAUUUUGCCCCCUCUAUUUUCUUGCUGCUGCUGUAUUUUUUUGCCAAUUAGUAUUAAUUUAGUCCAAUUUGCUUUGGUUACAGGCUAACAACAGAAGUGGUGGUUGUUAUUAACUUGUACAAGGAUUGCUUGUGGAGAUUGGAUGAUUGGUUAUGUCAUACAAAUAGAACUAUGCUAAUGGGUUGUGGAUGUUGGUAGAAUCUGGAUUUGGAGUAAGGACUCAUAAUUCCAAGUUUCCCUUCUGCAGCUCCAUUUUGAGCAAAGUAAAGUCACAUCUUGAGAUAUUCAUAUUACAAUUGUAUCUGUUCAAGAUAGGGAGAGGGAGCUGACAUGGCGUCUCUACAGUUCGGAUUAUCCUCUUCCUUCGCGAGCCUUCCGACAGCCUCCUGCUUCCGUCGGGUGUCAGUUCGCUGCUCCGGCGAUCGGCAGGUCCUCUUCAAUCGUAUCGCUCCUGUCUAUGACAAUCUUAAUGAUUUGCUGAGCUUGGGCCAGCAUCGAGUGUGGAAACGAAUGGCCAUUUCUUGGACUGGAGCCAAGGAGAAGGACACAGUUCUGGAUAUAUGCUGUGGAAGUGGGGAUUUGACGUUUCUUUUGUCUGAGAAAGUUGGGCCUACUGGCAAGGUAAUAGGGGUGGAUUUCUCAAAAGAGCAGCUGAAUGUUGCUUCAUCUCGGCAGAACUCCCGCUGGAGAGCAUGCUACGAGAGCAUAGAGUUUGUAGAGGGCGACGCCACUGAUUUGCCUUUCUCCAAUUGUCAAUUUGAUGCCAUCACCAUGGGGUAUGGUCUACGGAAUGUGGUGGACAAGAAAAAGGCAAUGCAGGAGAUGUUUCGAGUCCUCAAACCAGGGGGAAAAGCAUCCAUUCUGGACUUCAAUAAGAGCACCAAACCAUUUGUUGCCUCGUUUCAGGAAUGGAUGAUCGACAAUGUAGUUGUACCUGUGGCAACCGGAUAUGGACUGGCAGAGGAGUAUGAAUACUUGAAGAACUCUAUUAGAGAAUUUUUAACUGGAAAGGAGUUGGAGGAACUUGCUGUACAAGCUGGUUUCUCCAUGGCCUCGCAUUAUGAGAUCAGUGGGGGAUUGAUGGGGAACCUUGUAGUGACUCGGUAGACUGGAUUGUGGCUCUAUUGGGUCUAUGAUCCUUAAAUUACUCUAGGUAACUGAAUAUCUGUGUGAAUGAAAGCUGAUUUCUGCUGACAUCGAAAGGUCUCUGGAACCACAAGUCGAAUGGUGUCAACCAAUCUUAUUUCUCGGGAUCUCUCAUCACUCUUUGGUGCAAGUGUAAAAGUCCAACAGCAAACAGUAAGAUGAAUUCAUUCUAGUGAUGCAUGGAGAAUGCUCUACUUAAUUUGGGAAGUAGUUCGUUUUCAAGGUUUGCGACGCCCCCCUCUAGCAUGCUAUUUUACAUGUCUUUAACUGAAUACACUUCCGAGUUCCCAAGUUACUUUUACUUCACAGUUCAUACUGCAAACAAUGCAUGGCAGCAAGCAGGCCGCCAUUUGCAAGGUCAGAAUGAGAAGGGAAUUGAUCUUGUUACAUGGCAUAAGAUCACAAAAUAUAUAUAUGGGCUCCACUUGUAACCUACCUACCUUCAACUCAAUAAUCCAAUGCCAAUCCACUAGUGAAACCAAGCAGACCUCAUAUUGGGUGGAAAGAACUGUUGUCAACAAUAGCAACUGAUUUAGGUUCAGAUUGCGACAUGAAAAACUCCCAACUCUCAAGAAGUCAUACCUGGGGACUGGGGUUGCUGUUGUGGUGGUUGUGCAACAUUUGGUUUGGAUUGUACAUUUCU
Linum tenue is the source of this 2292-nucleotide messenger RNA. NCBI's taxonomy places the organism in Eukaryota, Viridiplantae, Streptophyta, Magnoliopsida, Malpighiales, Linaceae. The record is from the annotation of a GenBank genome assembly.